AUGGGGCUGCUGGAGCAGUGCGAGGCCGCCUUCGGCUCCCCCGACCUCUACCGCGUCCUGGGCGUCCGCCGGGAGGCCUCGCCCGAGGAGAUCCGCCGCGGCUACCACCGCGCCUCGCUCCGCGUACACCCCGACCGCGCCGAGCCCGAUGCUAAGGAGGAGGCGACGCGGCGGUUCCAGAUCCUGGGCAAGGCGUACGCCGUCCUGAGCGACGCGGAGCAGCGCGCCGUGUACGAUGAGCAGGGCACGGUGGACGAGGAGGGCGAGGCGCUGAGGGGCGAGCGGGACUGGCAGGAGUACUGGCGGCUGCUCUUCAAGAAGAUCACUGUAAAAGAUAUUGAAGACUUCGAAAAAAGCUAUAAAGAUUCAGAAGAAGAGCUAGCUGAUAUUAAAGCAGCGUACGUGGAUUUUGAGGGUGACAUGGACAGAAUAAUGGAGUCUGUGCUGUGUGUGGACUAUACAGAUGAACCAAGAAUACGGAAAAUCAUAGAAAAAGCCAUUGACUCUGGAGAAGUCCCAUCUUACAAAGGUUUUGUAAAAGAGUCUAAGCAGAAAAUGAUCGCAAGAAAAAGGCGGGCAGAAAAAGAAGCUAGAGAGGCAGAAAAGACUAAAGACGAACUGGGCCUUGGUGGAGAAGAUGACUUGAAAGCGCUGAUUCAAAGCAGAAAUAAAGAUCGAAAAAAGGAAAUGGAUGACUUUUUGGCCCAACUGGAAGCAAAAUACGGGAAUAAUGCUAAAAAAGGAGGAAAGAAGACUGCAGCCAAGAAGGGAAAGAAAUAAAGAACUGUGUAGUCUGAAAUAUCGGGUAUAAUUUUGUACGAGAACAUGUGGGUUUGGGAGAAUUGCAGAGUGUUUCUGCACUACUGUUUUGGAGUGUGUGUGCAUCAACUUGCUGUGACUGGGAGGUACGAUACAGAACACAUCAUGAGCAAGAAAGACAAAGCAUUCUGGUGCUACUGUUUAAAAUCCUUUGGGUGCUCUUCAGUUAAGAUCAAACAGAUUGUCGACUAAAAGUUUUGUUACAGUAAGGAAGCGGUGUGAUGUGUGGGAUGCCUGGGUGUUUAUUAGUUGAAGCACCUUCCUUCCAAACACCUGCUGGGUAUCAGUACAGCUGAUGGUGAAACAAUGUCAUCCCACACCUUUCAGUCUUCUGUGCUGGUUCCUGUGGCUUCUGCGUGAGAAGCCUUAUCUUUUUGCUAUUCACACGUUUCUUUUGUAACAAAUUUUCAGCUGUUUUUAAAGGUUUUUGCACUUCAGCUCAACAGGUGUUUUUUCAGAUGUCCCAAUGGUUUUAUAAAGAUACUUUUGAAAAUUGCAGAUUUAAUAAAUGAAAAGAUUUUGCAGAAUUCUGUGCUAUGUUGCUUCCCCAGCCCUCUACGUUGUCUUAGUAACUGUUCCAAACAAACUGAUCAUGUUGACUGUUUUGACUAAUUUAAGGCAAGUAAAUACUACAUGCUUCUAUAGCAGCUGAAAAUAUGGCUAUAUUGUUACUUGUGGCAUCAGCACUGGUGAUGCGAUUAAAGGGCCACGUAGGAAAAAUGAGACCGCAUCACGUAUGUGAGUAUGCAGAGAUUCUCUUAACACACUGAGGUAAUAAACUUAAAAAUGCACAGAACAGAGUCAGUUCUGUGUGUUUCUAGGGUUCGUGAUGUCCCAUAACAAGGCGUUCCAAAACUUAGAAACGUCCUGCGUGUUACUUCAAUAGCAUCGCAGUCAAGUCUGCUGUAGGAUGGUAGUGAUUAGCUACUUCAUUGUAUUUGUCAACAGUUCUGUUACUUCAGAAGUGAAGUACUUCUGUAAGAUGUGCAAAUACGUUGAAGGUUUUUACUUCAGCUGGUUUUAAACCACUUGAUGUAGUGUGGGGGGGUAUGAAUUUGAAGGGUAACUAGUUUUCAGCUUGCUGUAGCUCAAAGGAAUGAGGCUGGCUUUAUUUUGUGGAUCAUUUUUCAAAGGCUUACGAGCCACUAGGUGAACAUAUAAUUUUGAAUUGAAGGUCCUCAUUCCUUCAGUGAUAGCAUUCAGGAACUGACUAUUUAAUAGAGCUUCCUGGGGGGAAGCUAGAGGUAGACGGUAACUCUGUUCCCUUCUACUUGGCUGCUUUCAAAAAUUAUCCUGAUUCUGAGAGAGUACAGCAUAUUGUUAGGUUGCAUAACACAUGACUUGAACAUUACUCUUGCCAUACAAAAUGGAUACCUAACAGCCC
Molecule: messenger RNA, 2203 nt
Organism: Gavia stellata (red-throated loon)
Lineage: Eukaryota; Metazoa; Chordata; Aves; Gaviiformes; Gaviidae
Gene: DNAJC9
Product: DnaJ heat shock protein family (Hsp40) member C9
Exons: 5
Coding region: 1-780 (259 amino acids)
Cellular component (GO): cytoplasm; nucleus
Molecular function (GO): heat shock protein binding
Source: RefSeq, a predicted model, not a curated record